GAGCAGAGCAGGUGCCGGAGGGAAACAGGGAUUGGAUUAAAGAGUGAAGACGCUGAACUGAACAGGAGAAAGAGAAGGAAAGAGGGAUGUCCUGACCAAAGAAAUGAAGAGCCAGCAGCUGAAUGAAUGUGAGAUUUUGAGCUUUACUGUCCGAACAUAAGAGGAGGAAGAUUCCUUCCAGGAACCAAAGCAGCAAAACCAAAGGAGAGCAAGCAGAAGACCAAACCCGAGCGAACGGAGGAGCGAAGGACGACAGGAUGAAGCUGGAAGCAUCUCUCGGAGACAUGAGCGAGUGGAGGGAGGUGGACUUUGCCCUCAACUGCACCUACAUUGUCCAUGACCAGGCGUCGGAGCCCAGCUUCAGCCUGCCCAGAGCCAUGACCUCCAUCCCCCGCAACCUCACCUUCCAGUACGGCCCAGACAAUGAGGUGACGGGCGUGUUCAGUAAAGAAUACAUCCCCCAGGGGACGCGCUUCGGACCCCUGCAGGGCAACGUUUACACCAAAGACAGCGUUCCCCCCCAGGCCAACAGGAAAUACUUCUGGAGAAUUUAUUCCAGUGGUCAGCUUCACCACUUCAUAGACGGCUAUGACGUCCAGCGCAGCAACUGGAUGCGCUUCGUCAACCCGGCGCGCUCUCUGGCCGAGCAGAACCUGGUGGCCUGCCAGAACAGCUGCGACAUCUUCUUCUACACCAUCCGGCCUGUGGAGCCCAACCAGGAGCUGCUGGUGUGGUACAGCCCCGAGUUCUCCCAGCGGCUGUGCGGACACGCGCCCUCGCCGCCGGACAGCCUGAAGACCAAGCACAUGGGCGGCGAUCUGAUGGAAGCUGACCUUCAGAAGCAUUACCUACCUCAGUGGACCUGCUGCCCCAAACGGGCACCAAGCCCUCACAGACCCCAGAGCCGGGACGAUGCCAAAAAGGAAGAGAAGGAGGGUCAGGAGGCAGAGGAGAAGGUUGAUGUUGAGGUCAUUGAGAGGGAUACGCCUCCGGACACGCCUGACCAGCAUGUGAUGGACUUCAGUAAGAAGGUUCAGCCUGAGAUGCCCAAAGCAUCUCACCCUGACCUGAGCCCCCAAACCUUCAACAUGCAUCAUGACCUUCCUCUGCAUCUUCACGGCCUCUACGGCUACAGAGAGAGGCCUGUAUCUUACCCUCCUCUGCCCCCUCCAAGGCCUCUACAGCCCCCCUACCAGCUCCUGCCACCUUAUAGCUCACAUUACUCCCGUCUGCUCCUGCCCCCGUACUCCCCUCCUUAUCCCCCUAGAGGACCAUUCCGGUACAGCAAUGUGCUGGGCAAUGACGCUUUGCCCUUUCCACCAGUGACCCAGCCAGGUCUUCUGCCUGUCAGCCUGUCCUAUCCUGCCCCACCUGCUCAUGGUGGCCUGAAGGAGAGACCUCCAAACACCUCCCCUCCCCAGGGUGCCCCGGCCACUCCCGAACUCUCACCCCUGUCCAAGCACUCUUCUCCUGAACCGCAGCUUGUUCCACAGCAGCCCCCAUCAGCCUGCGAAGAGGCCAUCAACCUCAGCCUGGCCGCCGCACCCGGAAACAGGUCUUCAUCUUCAUCUUCAUCACGGCAUGCACCUGGGUACAAGUCCCUCCCCUACCCACUCAAGAAGCAGAAUGGGAAGAUCAAGUACGAGUGCAACAUCUGCUUCAAGACCUUCGGCCAGCUUUCCAACUUGAAGGUGCAUUUGAGGGUACACAACGGAGAGAGGCCAUUCCAGUGUCAGCUGUGCAAGAAGAGCUUCACCCAGCUGGCCCACCUGCAGAAGCACCAUCUCGUCCACACCGGAGAGAAGCCUCAUGAGUGUCAGGUCUGCCACAAGCGCUUCAGCAGCACCAGCAACCUGAAGACGCACCUGCGGCUGCACUCGGGAGAGAAGCCCUACCAGUGCAAGCUGUGCAGCACCAAGUUCACACAGUACAUCCACCUGAAGCUGCACCGCCGCAUGCACGGCUCAGCAUGCGAGCAGGCCCACCGCUGCCCGCUCUGCUGCCAGGCCUUCCUGCACCGCUUCAGUCUGGAGCUGCACCGCCGCUCAGGCGGCUGCCCGGCCACCGCCGCCCGCCCUCAGAGCCCCGAGCUGCGCAAGACGGCCGAGCUGCUUGAGCACUUUGACUCCAGCACUGAGGCCAACGGCCUGGACGAGACCGCGCCGGACGCUGAGGUGGAUGCGGCGCUGGAGAGGUGGCUGGCCAGAAGCCUGGUGGCCAGCCCGAAGGAUGACAGUGGGAUCUUGAAGGCUGUGGCUGCCAGGGGGCAGCAGCAGGAGAGGGCCAGUGUGGUGCAGUUCUGCACCCCACCACGACCCUCGGUGAAGGCUGAAGAAGAGUAGAGGGAGGGAGGGCGUCGAGCCUGGGGGUCCUCUCCAUUCCUGGCCAUUUCUGAAUGUUUAGUCUCUGCCAUGACACAACUGGCCCCUGCUGGAAGGAAGAGCAGCAGGGUACACCUGUGUUUGUCAGGAGAAAAAGAGAUUUUACGGAGUGAAUUUGAUGAAAGGUUUUGUGUUGUGAAAGGAAACUCACUCACAGUGAGGACGGUCACAACGGCAGCCUUGUAAGAGCUGAUCCAGCUAAUCGUGACAUUGGGAAGGUUUUACUGAGACGCAUCAGGUGUGUUGUGGCACAGAAUAGAUGCUGAAAGGCUGGGCAAAUGUUGGGGACCACUGGCUCAGACGUCGCUGAGGACUUUUGACAAUAUUUCCAAAAAUAAAGACUUGAGCAGCCUGUAGUAGUUGAUGCCAAAAAGACGCCCUCUCUGGUGUAGAAAAGGGAAAUGCAGAGAGGAAGGGAAUGAAGAAGAAGAAGAAGAAGAGCAGCACCAAAAACUAAACAGCAUUUCCAAAGACUUUGGCAUGAUGAGUAAUUGCACUUCCACCUUCCGUCCUGCUGCGGAGCGAGAGAGUGACCGGCCGCGUCCUCUGUACUACUCCUUUCUUUUAUUUUUCGCUCUGAGCGGCGAGUCUGUGUGUGAGUCUGUAUUAAUUUAUUACUGUACAUAGCGUUUCUGUUCGACUUUAGCCACGAAUCAAAUGUGUGUUGAUAGCAUUUUUGCUGUCUUUGUAUUUGUGCAUUGUUUUCUGUUCAGUUCACUGAGCUGUUGAAGCUUCCUCUAAAACCACUCUCAGGAAUUCCAAUGAAAUGUUAUUCAGGGUUUGAAGGUCUGUAUAUCAGGGAUUUGUUCCACUCCAAAAUCACGGUCAUGGCCAAAAGCUGGACUCCAAAGCUGUAGCUGUCUGAGAAACGACUCGAGGCACUCUGUGAAUGUGAAUGCUUUAUUUAUGCUCCUGGAUCUGAGAGGCUGAGGCUGCCUGUCACUGUACGGAGCUCAGUGUUCUACUGAUUUACUAUUUAUUGCUGGAAGCUCGCAGCGUUUGUUAGCUCUGUGUGCAUUUGGGUCGUGUAGGGCUGGAUACAUGCAUGCAGAACCGAAGGCCCCAGUAAUCUCAGGUAAAAUCUGCAAAGCUCCUUUCGUUUCUUACCAAAUCCAGAGAUGCACAGCAAGACUUGACGUGUGAGAGGCGUGAGGUCGGCGAUGUUACCGGUUCCUUUAAUGUUGUUUGCUUUGUUUUUUUAAUUUAUUGGAUGUUUAGCACUGGAAAAAGCAGGACCUAGAUCCAUGUGCGAGGUCACUGUUACGUAGCGACAGCGAGGGCUAGUUUACUUGCAUUUUAUUAUGUUUGUAGGAGCUUUUUCCUGUACAGUUUGUUUACUUAAUUAUUUUUGCCUCAGUGAACAAGAUGUUAAUACUUUAUAUGUGAGAGACUAUUUUCAUCAAACUUUUAUAAUGUAGCACAUUAAAUAUAUUCUUUCUCAAA
This is a messenger RNA of Pygocentrus nattereri (red-bellied piranha), 3824 nucleotides long. RefSeq names its product PR domain containing 1b, with ZNF domain (gene prdm1b). NCBI's taxonomy places the organism in Eukaryota, Metazoa, Chordata, Actinopteri, Characiformes, Serrasalmidae. Gene Ontology annotation, molecular function: RNA polymerase II cis-regulatory region sequence-specific DNA binding; DNA-binding transcription repressor activity, RNA polymerase II-specific; histone deacetylase binding. The record is from RefSeq and is a predicted model, not a curated record. The transcript has 7 exons. Bases 258 to 2342 code for a protein of 694 amino acids. Gene Ontology annotation, cellular component: cytoplasm; nucleus. Gene Ontology annotation, biological process: regulation of transcription by RNA polymerase II; cell fate commitment.